This is a messenger RNA of Scatophagus argus, 2256 nucleotides long. RefSeq names its product urokinase plasminogen activator surface receptor-like. Lineage: Eukaryota; Metazoa; Chordata; Actinopteri; Scatophagidae. The coding region runs from base 80 to 706 and encodes 208 amino acids. The record is from RefSeq and is a predicted model, not a curated record. The transcript is spliced from 5 exons.
AAGACAACUCCCACUCAGGAGAGCUACUUCUAGCCAAAUCGGAUCAAACUGGCCGUCAGUUGCUUCCCACCAUCGCAAAAUGCAUCUCCUCACUCUCAUCUUUGGGAUUGUGCUCCUCCCAAAAGCCUCCACCCUGAAAUGUUAUAAGUGUUUACCGGGAAGCGAGGGAACCUGCACGACCUCAGAAAAAGACUGUUCCUCACUGAGUUAUCAGUGUGGUGCAAGGAGAAUCAUUUCUUUUGCAGGUGGCUCAAAACUUGCUGAUAUCCACCUGAAAACUUGUCUUUUGCAUGAACAGUGUGUUGAAGGCUCAGUCAACUUUGGGAUUUCCAGAACAGUAAUAACCAGCAAGUGUUGCACGUCCAAUCUCUGCAACAUUGAAAAUGCCCCUGAGCCCACCAAAUCCAUUCCCAAUGGUAGAAAGUGCUAUCAUUGUGGUAGACUAACGUGCAAAGCAACUCUAAACUGCGAAGGUAGCGAGGACCACUGCAUCACAAAAACAGUGACUGUAAGGGGAGAAAAGACAAUCGUAAAGGGCUGUGCCUCCAGUCAGGUGUGUUCGACUGAGUAUAAUGCCCAGUUUAGACAAGCCAUUGGAGGAGAACUUAGCUGCUGUCAAGGGGACUACUGCAACAGCGCCAUCAGCACCCGUGCCGGCCUCCUGCUCCUGGUGGCACCGCUGGUCUCUUUGCUCAUGUUUUCUUAACUGGUAGAGUUUUUCUUCUUAUCUUCAAAUGGCUUCAUAGUGCUCACACCCUGUCCCUUAUCCUUUCAACGGCCAUGCGAGAAAGUGUAAAGCUUAAAAGAGUUCUAAAAAUUGUUUCAGAAACGUUUUAGUUCCCAUUUUUCUCCUGCCUCAUACUUUAGCUAACCUGCUUAUUUAAUUUUUUGCACGAUGUCUAAUAGCAGCUGACUUACACAGAAUAACAGCUCUCUGUUUGUUUUUUCUGAAGUAAAACAAGGAAAAACAUGUAAACUUGUAUCAACAUGUUUUUACAUGUUGGUACAAGUUUUGCUCUGAGUGCUAUUUUAAACCAUAAACAUGUGUUUAAUAGGAGUAGGAAGAGAAAUAUUUUUAAUAUUUUGAUUUUCUUCAUCAAAAGAAAAAGAAAAAUAUUUGUGUUGGAGUGUAUUUCUAUAUAUUCUUCCAUUCCAUUUCCUUAAGCCCUUGUCUCUAGUAAAUGUUAAAAAUUCAAAAACUUACUUCUGACAUUUGUGUCAAUUAUUGAGGAUACUUAGUUUAAAGUUUGUUCACUGAGUUUGCUGUUUACAGUGAGUUUAGUAGCAUACAAAGUGUUGUGCAUAUAAUUCAUGAUGAGCCACGUACUUAUCUGCUCCUGACAGGUGGCCAAAUUCGACUUGCGUAAACUUCUGUGUCAGUUAUCAGGUCAACCAGGAUGAAGUAAAUCACCAGCCAAAAAGUCAUUUAUGCUGUUUUAGACUGCAUCCCAUAUGCGGCAAAAUGUCACAGAAGGGCUUCAUUCAUAAAAACAUUCUUGGAUUCAUACCUGAACUUAGCCUUGGGUUUUUUAAAUAACCAGUUAUGUUUUCUGCUUAAGUCAUGCUUAAGAUAAAACAUGUUCAUAAAGUGACUAACAAAUUUAAAAUAGAGAGCUGAGAGUACUGGAAAUACAAGUAAAUUAACUCAAAAUUGUACUGAAGUACAGCAGCUGCUUGUGUAAAUUUACACUGAAGAACGCAAACAGCACUUUUGUUGUUGCUCCCAUUUUUUGGCAAGUUUAAUUGAAAUACUAAAUCUCUUUUGGUGUGGCAAACCAAUAUGCUGAUUAAACAACAUGCUUGCUGCACAGGUUAGCGCUCCCUAUCACGGAUUCCAACAAAUUUAUACUUAAGAUCAGAGAAAUAAUUCUUGUGUCUCAAAUCGUGUAAUUCAGCUCAUUAAAAAUGAGGGCAAAAUUAAAAGUGCCAUAAAAUAUUUUAGAAUGUCCUUAAUUUCGUCUCCUUCUAAUCACUUAUUGAAAAUUACUCACUGUUGAUGUCAGUUUAUAGAGUCUCAUCUGUUCAGCCACUCUCUAUCAAACACUGUGUUUUGUUUUGUUUUGUUUUGUUUAAGUUACUUAUAACUGGCAAGUGAGUUGAGGGACAUAUAAGAAACAGAGAUGAGCAGUGUACCCCUAUCUAGCGGACACAUUUGAUUAUUUUUUUCAUAAGUGUGCUUUUUAUUAAAUUUACAGCUUUAUGUUUUGCCAUUUGAUCAGUCAGAAGGGAAAACAUGAAUAAAAUUAGAAAUGAAGA